Molecule: messenger RNA, 1112 nt
Organism: Xylaria bambusicola
Lineage: Eukaryota; Fungi; Ascomycota; Sordariomycetes; Xylariales; Xylariaceae
Product: RNA polymerase Rpb7-like domain-containing protein
Exons: 4
Coding region: 197-712 (171 amino acids)
Biological process (GO): DNA-templated transcription; positive regulation of nuclear-transcribed mRNA poly(A) tail shortening; positive regulation of translational initiation
Cellular component (GO): RNA polymerase II, core complex; P-body
Molecular function (GO): translation initiation factor binding; single-stranded DNA binding; single-stranded RNA binding
Source: RefSeq, a predicted model, not a curated record
CUUGGCGCCAGCACGCGCGUGCGUGUCCGGGCCUCAGCCAGACCUCAGCGAUUACCUUCCCUGCCUCUCGCCGUCUUCGCCUUGACCAAUCCAAAGCUUCGCAUUCCUUCUCCUCCUCCUCUGCUGCGGCAAACAUAAGUACGGCCGACCCGCCGAAUCGAAAGAUUUAUCCACGGUCGAUAUAACAUCUCCGACCAUGUUCUUCCUGUACAAUCUUGAGCGCAGGGUAACACUGCAUCCCUCGUACUUCGGCAAGAACAUGCACGAGCUGGUCACUGGCAAGCUGCUGAAAGACGUGGAGGGAACAUGCACCGGAAGCUACUAUAUCAUCUCUAUUAUGGACACCUUUGAUAUAUCUGAGGGGCGCAUUCUUCCAGGCAGUGGACUCGCCGAGUUCACUGUUGGCUACCGUGCUGUGGUCUGGAGACCUUUCAAAGGCGAGACGGUGGAUGCUGUGGUUGUUAGUGUGAACCAACAUGGCUUCUUCGCCGAAGCUGGCCCUCUCCGCAUAUUUGUUUCAACCCACUUGAUCCCUCAAGACAUCAAGUGGGAUCCCAAUGCCACUCCUCCUCAGUUCACCAAUAACGAGGACACCACCAUCGACGUUGGGACCCAUGUUCGAAUCAAGAUACUGGGUACUCGAGCCGAGGUUGGUGAGCUCUGGGCCAUUGGUAGCAUCAAGGAAGAUUACCUUGGCACCUUGCAGGUUUGAUGUGAAAUCCAGCUCGUUUUCAUCGUGGAUUUUAGCCGAAGGCCGGUUGACUUCUGGUUUUCGAUGGACUAUCGCGAUAUCAAAAACAACUGUGGAGGCGUUGCCAUAACUAGAUCUUAUAGGGCAGAUCUUAUCUAUGCAUUAGACUUGCAGCAGCGUUUCAUCAGUGCUUAUAUACAAGGUAAAGUCCAACUACCUACUCGAUUCCAAUCGUCAGCCAGCCGUGUUCGUACCAGUCUAAGCAAGCCGCCAACUGCGGGGAGGCCCUUACCCUCAAGCCCUACGCCCAAAUUGUCGAUUUUUUCGAUCAAAGGUAGUAUGGUGUCGGGAAGUUCGACCGCUAGGUGGGAUGAAUAAUACUACUAAUAGCCCGAGUCGGUAUUGCUAGUACGGUGAUCUU